CUACAAAUUUUGACAGGUGACGUCAGUGUAAAUAGAGCGACGUCAAAAAUUAGAGGAAUUUUGUACACAUCGAUGUUUUUCUGAAAGAAAAUAUAUUUAGCUUGAAUUUAUGGUCAUAAACCUCUAAGAUUUCACAAAAUCCAACGAAAAAAUGGAUCACACUAGACUUGAGAUGUAUGAUGAUGUGGGAGGACAUGUAGAAGGCGAAAUGAAUAUUCCUACAAACAAGAACGCACAAUAUUUAGGACAACCAGAUUUUAAUACCCUUGAUGAACCCAUAAAGGAUACAAUUAUGAGAGAUGUUAAAGCCGUAGGUAUAAAGUUUGGACAUGUUUUGUUUCCUAAGGAGAAGAAGACUUUAUUAAAAGAAUGGGACUUAUGGGGACCAUUAAUGCUUUGUACCUUUAUGGCAAUGGUUUUGCAAGGAUCUAGUUUGUCAGAUCACACUAGCGAAGGUGGACCUGAAUUUGCGGAAGUUUUUGUUAUUGUUUGGAUAGGAUCAAUGAUAGUUACUUUAAAUUCAAAAUUGUUGGGUGGAAAUAUAUCGUUUUUUCAAAGUGUCUGUGUUUUGGGUUACUGUCUUCUACCAACGACGAUUGCAUUAAUAGCGUGUAGAAUUAUUUUAUUAGUGAAGCAAACUUAUUUAAUGUUUUUCAUAAGAUUUGGUGUAUCGAUGGCAGGCUUUGCAUGGGCUACAUAUGCAUCUAUGAUUUUCUUGGGUGAUAGUCAAAAACCUGGUCGAAAACUUUUAGCAGUUUAUCCUAUUGGACUAUUUUAUUUCAUAAUUUCAUGGUUAGUUAUAUCACAUACCACAUCAAGUUAACAAGUUAAAAAAUCAACAAAUAUUGUUUGGACAAGAAAAGAACUGAUAGAUAAAGUAACAUUCUUAUUAAUUUUUUAAAGUGUUUGUGAUGCAUUUUUGUUCACUGAACGUUAUUAUUACUAGUCAUGACUGUACUUUUAAACUAUAAUACCAUAUGGUCGAAAAAAAGAGCGUCAGAGUUAGCUUAGACAACAAUUUGUCAUUUCCAAGGUAACUUGACGUCUUUUUUUCGAUCCUAGUGUCCUUUUGGUUGUUAAACAUAUCGCCCAUACAAUUACUAAUAUUACUUCUUUUUAUUUACUAAGCCAUUAUGUCUAAAUGUUUAAAAAAAUUGUUAUAAUGUUUAACUUUAUUAAAUUAUUUUUUCUUGAAAGAGCUACUGAUGGUCAUGUUUUUUUGUAAAUAUAUUUAAGAUAAAUUCCAUCCUAUAAGUAUAAGUUUUAUGAUAUAACAUAUUUCUAAAAUUAAUGUUGAGUACUCUAUGGUCCUUAUUAAAUUUAAGCAAUAAGAAA
This is a messenger RNA of Sitophilus oryzae (rice weevil), 1335 nucleotides long. Its product is annotated as protein YIPF6. Lineage: Eukaryota; Metazoa; Arthropoda; Insecta; Coleoptera; Curculionidae. Gene Ontology annotation, biological process: endoplasmic reticulum to Golgi vesicle-mediated transport. Gene Ontology annotation, cellular component: trans-Golgi network; membrane. The transcript is spliced from 7 exons. The record is from RefSeq and is a predicted model, not a curated record. Bases 152 to 823 code for a protein of 223 amino acids.